AUGGCUUCAUCCGACAAGUCACUAAGCAAUUCCAUAUUGGAGAAGAUCGUCAAAGACUGGCCCAAGUUGGAUUUACAGUCUCAGGAGAAACUGUCACAUUCGUUGACACAAUCUAUCGCCCGGAUGAUAUAUGGCUCCAACAUGAUUGAGUUCGCUGGGUCCAGCCUUGACAUUACAAUUAGCAUGUGCCAAGAUGUCUUCCUCAGCAAAUCCGCAGACCCUGCUGGCAUCCACGACUAUAAUCCUAAUCGGUUCUCGUUUUCACAGCUUGUGGAACAUCUGAAAGCCAAUAACCGCCCAACCAACCUUGCCGAAGUCGAAAAAUCCAUCCGCGAAGUCGUCCAGCACAUUCAAGCUCUUGUUCAUGUUCUUAUCCACAUUGUGAUAAACGAUCGUGCUUGGACGGAAAAGCUCCUCUCCGAAACUCAUCAGAUUCUAUACAAGGGACUCGACAAGGAAGUGGAGGCAGGCAAGUAUCGGACAUUCGAAAUCGCAAUUCGGUAUGGUAAGACAGAAAAUCAGCCAAAAGUCAAGCCUUGCUUGCGUGCCAGCGCUGUACGAGGCUACAUGAAGGAGUUCAUAGCUCAUCUCAAGAAAGAUACAAAGACAGAAAUGGAUCCUUUCGAGCGUGCAGCUUGCUGUCAUCACCAGUUCAUCAACAUUUACCCAUUUGGCAAUGGAAACGGAAGAAUGUCUCGUAUUUUGGUGACUGUACUGUUGCUCAAACACGCCGGUGCUGUGUGCGAAAUUGGGCUCACCCAGGAAGAGAGGGAUAAGUACGUUGCCAUCUGUAUAAGAGGGGCGCGGAAGUUCUACGAAGAGGAUAUGGAAGUAGAUUAUGACGAACGGAUGGGGCACUUGAGGUUGGCAAGGUUUAUCAAGGAGAAGUCGAAGAGUUGGAAAGACUGGAAAAUGAAAGAAGAAUAG
Thermochaetoides thermophila DSM 1495 is the source of this 927-nucleotide messenger RNA. RefSeq lists its product as uncharacterized. The record is from RefSeq and is a predicted model, not a curated record. The transcript has a single exon. Bases 1 to 927 code for a protein of 308 amino acids. Lineage: Eukaryota; Fungi; Ascomycota; Sordariomycetes; Sordariales; Chaetomiaceae.